Molecule: messenger RNA, 1785 nt
Organism: Zootoca vivipara (common lizard)
Lineage: Eukaryota; Metazoa; Chordata; Lepidosauria; Squamata; Lacertidae
Gene: ERLEC1
Product: endoplasmic reticulum lectin 1
Biological process (GO): endoplasmic reticulum unfolded protein response; ERAD pathway; retrograde protein transport, ER to cytosol
Cellular component (GO): endoplasmic reticulum lumen
Source: RefSeq, a predicted model, not a curated record
UCCUUCCGGAAGUAGACGUGGCCGGCUUCCCUGGGCGUCCGAUGUUUGGUGGCUGUGGGGGCGCCUGUCGCCCGCGCCGGGCUCCGCCACACGAUGGAGCGGCGAGGGCAGCGGCAGUGUUGGGGGCCGGCGGCGCUGCUGCUGGUGGUGGUAACCAUGCUGAGGGCGAAGGCGGCGGCCGGGGCCGGAGGAAGGUCGCUCCCACAGUUCAACGACGACGUUCCUUUCCGAGUGAACUGGCCGGGCAACGAAUUCACCCUGCCCACUGCUGGGGUUUUGUAUAAAGAAGAUCAUUACAUCAUUAUGACAACUUCAGAAAAAGAAAAAUAUAAGUGUAUUCUUCCGAUGUUAGCCAGCGGAAAUGAGGAGGAAGAAAAGGACUACAAAGGGCCCAGCCCUGCAGAAUUGUUGGAGCCCCUCUUUAAACAAAGCAGCUGCUCUUACAGGAUUGAAUCCUAUUGGACUUACGAAGUUUGUCACGGCAAACACAUUCGUCAGUAUCAUGAAGAGAAGGAAACUGGGCAGAAAAUAAAUAUUCAAGAAUACUUUCUUGGGAACAUGCUACACAAGAGCCCGAUACUUGAUCCAGAGCAAGAAGAGGAGGAAAAUGAGAAAGACAGUGCAGAAGAGAUUCCUAUGAAAAAUAUAGAAGGGCAGAUGACCCCAUAUUAUCCCAUUGGGAUGGGAAAUGGCACACCUUGUACCCUGAGGCAAAACCUGCCCAGAUCAAGUUCAGUCAUGUAUGUCUGCCAUCCUGAGGCCAAGCAUGAAAUCCUUUCAGUGGCUGAAGUUACUACAUGUGAAUAUGAAGUGGUCAUUUUGACCCCUCUCUUAUGCAGCCAUCCUAAAUACAGGUUCAGAGCGUCCCCCGUGAAUGACAUAUUUUGCCAGUCACUGCCAGGAGCCCCACUUAAGCCCCAUAACUUGGAAAAACUGGAGCAGCUGGAGCAGGAGCACCAACAGCAGCAGGAAAUGAUGAAGGUGCCUUUCAGAAGAGCCAAGGAGGAAGAAGUGAAUUCAGCAAAGGAAGAGAGGUUUUCCUCCUUCCACAAGCCAGUUGCCGUUGGAACACCACAUCUGUUGACGGUUGGAACGACACACAUUUCCAAACUGACCGACGAUCAGCUCAUAAAAGAGUUCCUUAGCGGGUCUUACUGCUUUCAUGGGGGUGUUGGCUGGUGGAGGUAUGAAUUCUGCUAUGGCAAGUACGUGCAUCAGUAUCACAAGGAUAAAGAUAAUGCCAAGACGACCAUAGUUGUGGGCACCUGGAACAAGGAAGAACACCUUCAGUGGGCACAAAAAAAUGUGGCCAGAGCAUAUCACCUCAAAGACGAUGGUCUGCAAACAGUGAAAAUGGUGUCUCACUACUACGGAAACGGAGAUCUUUGUGACUUGACUGACAAACCUCGACAGGUGACAGUGAAAUUGAAGUGCAAAGAAUCGGAUUCUCCUCACGCAGUCACUGUCUACAUGCUGGAGCCUCACUCCUGUCAGUACGUCCUUGGGGUGGAAUCGCCAGUUAUCUGUAAAAUUUUGGAUACAGCAGAUGAAAACGGAAUGCUUUCAAUUCCCAGCUAAUAAUAGCACGUGGGAUUCAUUAAAAGUUCAGGGCCUUGAAAGCCAACAAAGGAGCACACCACUGGAGUUCUCCACUUUGAACCAACGGCAAGAAGGACCAGCAAGACCUCACCAGCAAAGAGCUACUAUCAUGAACCACUUUGUGAAUAUUAUAUGUAUAUAAGAGGCUAUUGAUAAACUUUUAAAAAUUAAAAAAAGAAUACCUUA